AUGUCUUCAAUUUCUUUUACUUCAAGUAAUAAACUAAGUCGUGAAGAUUAUCGUCGUCAAAAAGAUCUUGAAGCUGCAAGAAAAGCUGGGACAGCUCCUGCAGAGCAAGAUGAAGAAGGAAAAGACAUUAAUCCUCAUAUCCCACAGUACAUCGCAAAGGCACCGUGGUAUCUUGAUACAGCAACUAAAUUUCGUAAAGGAGCUUGUGAGAAUUGUGGAGCAAAAACACAUAAAACAAGAGAUUGUAUGGAUCGACCAAGGAAAACUGGUGCAAAAUGGACUGGAAAAGAUAUAAAGCCUGAUGAAAUCAUUCAGGAUAUUGAAUUAGAUUAUGAUUCAAAAAGAGAUCGAUGGAAUGGCUACGACCCUUCCGAACAUUCUAAAAUUUAUGAAGAAUAUGAAAAGAUUGAAGAAGCUCGUCGGAAAAUGAAAGCUAACGAACUUGAUAAACAAAGUACCAUAGAAUUAGUAAAAAAGACUGGUGAACGUCAGAAAGUUAAUACAAAGACAAGAACGACUAUCAGAAAUUUAAGAAUUCGUGAGGAUACCGCUAAAUAUUUAAGAAAUUUGGAUAUCGAUUCCGCAUAUUAUGAUCCCAAAACUCGUUCUAUGCGUGAUAAUCCGAAUAAAGAGGUGGAAGAAUCUGAAGCAUAUUAUGCUGGGGAUAACUUUGUCAGAUAUACAGGAGAUGCACCCAAUAUGGCCAAUCUUCAAUUAUUUGCUUGGCAGGCAUAUGAGAAGGGAACGGAUGUGCAUUUACAAGCCAAUCCUACUCAAGGUGAGCUUUUACAUCGUGAGUAUCUCCAGAAGAAAGAGAAACUUAAAGAUACAAGCAAAGAUUCAAUAUUGGCCAAGUAUGGCGGUGAAGAACAUUUGGAUGCUCCUCCCAAAGAAUUGCUCUUGGCUCAAACAGAGACAUACGUGGAAUAUUCAAGAACUGGUAGAGUGAUAAAAGGUCAAGAGAGAGCCAAGGCCAAAUCCAAAUAUGAGGAAGAUGUUUACAUAAAUAAUCACAUAUCAGUUUGGGGAUCAUUUUGGGCUGACGGUCGAUGGGGAUACAAAUGUUGUCUUUCUUUUAUCAAAAAUUCGUACUGUACCGGUUUGGUUGGUAUCGAGGUAGCAAAUUCGUCAAAUCCGUUGGCAAGUUCCUCCAGCAUCAAUAAUUCAGCAUCAACCACUGAUAAUAAAGAAUUAUCAUCCUCAAGGAAAACCCUUGUUGAGUUAUAUAAUGAGAGAACCAAGAAUUCUAAAUCCAAUAAUACAGACAAUGAUGUUAAUAAACAUCUUAAACGCAAAGAUCUCGGAGAAGGAGAAAUCAAACUGGAUUCAAAGAAAUUAAAGAAGGCACUAGAUAAUGAAGAAAAGCGUUAUAAAUUAAAAGAUUAUGAAGUGGAAAUGAAUGAUCGAAAACGUCCUUAUAAUAGUGCAUACAUGGGUAAAAAUGCGUCUACCGAGGCCGAAGUUACUGAAGAAGAUUUGGAAGCAUAUAGGCUUAAAAAACAAUCGCAUGAAGAUCCUAUGGCAAAUUAUUUUGAUGAAGAUCAAUAA
Messenger RNA from Funneliformis geosporum, 1548 nucleotides. The record is from the annotation of a GenBank genome assembly. NCBI's taxonomy places the organism in Eukaryota, Fungi, Glomeromycota, Glomeromycetes, Glomerales, Glomeraceae.